This is a messenger RNA of Exophiala bonariae, 480 nucleotides long. RefSeq lists its product as uncharacterized. The record is from RefSeq and is a predicted model, not a curated record. The coding region runs from base 1 to 480 and encodes 159 amino acids. NCBI's taxonomy places the organism in Eukaryota, Fungi, Ascomycota, Eurotiomycetes, Chaetothyriales, Herpotrichiellaceae. The transcript has a single exon.
AUGGGCAAAGCCCUCGGCUCAUGUCUGAAGAAGCUGUUGGAAGGGGAGAAGCAAUUCCUGGAAUCACAAGAGAACGUGGGCAAAUCGGAAUCAAAUAAAUCGGUUAUUCUAGAGGACUACUAUAACGAUUAUUUGCGCGAAAAAAUUCUCGAAAAGCUCCGAAACUCCAAAGGUGCAAAGAACUAUACCACAACUUCGAAUGGUGGCGAUGUGCAUGAGCAUCCCAACAAGUGGAUGAUAGUGGACGGUGAGAUCUGGGAGUUCCUGUCCAAUGAGCACAAGGCCUUCGCAUUAAGAGACGCAAUGGAGGAGUUAUCGCGAGGAAUCGAUGAGUACCUUGAUCGCCUCAUGACAGAGACCAACAACGGUACUGUGGUCAGAGUUGACAGAAAGCAUCAUCGCCUUCGAAUCGUAACUAUGAUUAAGAAAUUGCUCAGAGACCAUGGAGCCAAAGAAGGCCAAGUCGGUCAGAACAGUUGA